AACCAACUUGUUACUUCGAGUUACUUGCAACACCCCCCCUACUAUCUACUAUCUACUAUCUACUAUCUAUCAUUGUCCCUCCCGCUGUCCAUUACUGGCCAACUGCGCUAGAACUGCCCAUCCGCCAGGGUUUGUUUUCAUAUCCGUCUGCCUUAGAGUAUGGCUACGCGCGUUCAAACUCCACGGCAAGGUAGCCGAACGUCUAUCUGCGCUCCACGGACCACCGGAGCGGUAGUUAUCGAGUAGGAAUCAUAAUGCUUGGUUCUCUGCCAGCCAUGGUAGAAACCCAGCGUCGCUUGGUUGAUCUCGCCACUAGACCUGGUUCAUGGUCGAAUUUCUCUCGGAAACACUUUAAUAGAGGUUCCACUUGAACCCGUGGCCGGGGCGAAACCAGUUUUGUCACUACAUAAUCAUUGACUUUCUUAUGACCUUUGUUAAGCUUGGUAAAGCUUGUCUGUCUUCUUUCCUACUUCAAGGAUGACACGGAUGCAUACGGCAUACGUUCAUUAUAUAUGAUUUUCUUUUUAUUUUCCUACUCAGAUAUAUAUUCCUUUUAUUUUCUUCCCUAGCCAGGUUUAAGCUACUUGGGUUGUGAAUCGCUCCCAGGACGAGCUCACAACUGAUAUAUCAUUUUUGGUUGAAGCCCGGACGGUAAGCCCGGACAGUGAUCCAUUUCAGAAAUGAGAUUUCUGAGUCCCCUUCGUCGAAGGAAAGCCGAAAAGGACCAGCUUUCUCAUGAUGUUUCGUCCCCUAAGAGCACGAUCGAUGCCGAGCACAGUCGAGGUCGCUCCGCCGUGAUGAUGCACCGUGCUCUGUACUCGUUAAUAUAUAUCAUUGCGUUAAUAUUCAUUAUCCUCGUCCUUAUUGGAAGCACAAGCGAUAGACCCGUCAUCCGGCAGACAUUUUUUUUGAAACUCGACGUAUCCAAUGUUAUCCCUAGUUCCGUACCGCAUGCUGCCCUCAUUAACACCAUCGCCAGAACAAUCGGACUUCAUGAUUUUUACCAAGUUGGCUUGUGGAAUUUCUGCGAGGGUUAUAAUGGAAGCGGCAUUACCUCCUGCUCGAGGCCGAAGCCGUUAUAUUACUUCAAUCCCGUGGAGAUCAUAAAGAGCGAAUUACUUGCUGGAGCAACAAUUGCUUUACCCGGCGAGAUUGACCAAGCCUUGAGAAUCGUCCGCACCGCCUCCCACUGGAUGUUCGGUUUAUUCAUCACCUCCACGGCCCUGAUCGUCCUGUGCAUAUUUCUUACGCCCCUUUCCGUACCAUCGACUCUCACUCCUUACACAUCCAAACACAGAGCGGUCUCCAAACGGAUCUUCAUCCCUCUGGUGAUUCUUACGUCCCUCACAUUCUUCACAACGGUAGUUGCGGCUGUCAUCGCGACAGCUAUGUUCACCAUUCUCAAAAUCGUCUUUGCGAGAAAAGCAGCCGAAUUCAAUAUCGAAUCAGAACUGGGUGUUCCGAUGAUGGUGUUUAUGUGGCUUGCAGUCGGUUUUGUCCUGCUUGGGUUUUUCUUACAUAUCCGUAGCAUCUUGGCGCGGUGCUGCUGUUGCUGUUGCCGUCGUGGCCGGUCUCGUGGAAGGAAAAAUGUUGGAAAUGUGGCUGGUAUGACCGAGAUAUAUGGGGGCGUGGGAGAAAUGCACCGGCCUUCCUAGGGGGGUCGGGUCAGAAUGGAUGCGUAAUGGCCGAGGGAAUAUUUUUUUUCUAUAUAUAAUAUUUUGGGCAGUUUAUGUUUGAGACUCAUAAGGCAGUAGUAGAAUCUUAAAGGGGAGACCGAGAGUUUGGGCAAGGCUAUGCAAGCCAUUCCCUGGAAGUAGGAACUUAAUGGCUUGAACACAAAGGUUUACAGGUAGCGAACGGUUUCAGGUUAGUUCCCCCUAGAGAAGCUAGAUCUGCGAUGGGAUUACAAGCCCAUUGAUAAGUUUAACCUAUUUCUAAAUAUGGUUUUGAGACCGAUUAUUAUGUUCACCUCGUAUGAUUCUGCUCGUUCCAAACCUUCGCGAAAUUCAGAAAUCAUCACACUGUGCAAAAGACCGCGCAGGCGCCGUUGGUCCAGCCAUUAACCCACAAUCAACAGGGAGACAUACCCCCGUAAUCGCAGACGCCAGUUCCUUGUUACUAAGAAACGCAACUGCAUUGGCAACAUCUACAGGUUCAACUGUUCUCUUUAACGGAUACCAUUGCAUAGCCUCCUCGAAAACGUUCGGGUUAGCUUCCACGCGAUCCUCCCAAACGCUCGUCCUCACAGUUCCCGGCGCGACGGCAUUCGCCCUGAUACCAAACUUCGCAUACUCAACGGCAAUUGAACGGGUGAGAUGAAUAAGCCCCGCCUUGGCAGCGCUGUACCCGGGGUUCCCAAAGACCCCAAGGCCGUUGACGGAGGCUAUGUUGACGACACUGCCACCAGUGCGUUUGAGUGAGCCAGCGAACGCGUGAAAGAUGAGGAAUGAGGCAUCGAUGUUUAGGGCUGUUUCUCGCUUCCAUAUCUCCGGGGUUGUUUGUUGCAGCGAGGCGGAAAAGGUCGCGCCGGCGUUGUUGACGAUAGUGUGUACUUCGCCAUCCAUACUGAGGACUUUGCGGGCUAGCUCGGUCACCUGGGUAGGCUCCGUGAUAUCACAGAUUAUAGAGGUGAACCGCUCACUCCCCUCGGCUUGUUCACCCUGUGUUUCGACGCUUCUAUUUAGCAUGGUGGUGACUUUGUUUGCUUUUGCUUCGUUUAUAUCUACCAGAACCACGCGAUCGUGUGAUUCCGCAAGCUUAGCGGCAAUGGCCCGGCCGAUAUCGCCCGCUCCGCCUGUUAUGACCGCGAUUGAGAGCAUCAUGGGAACCCGUAUUCUUCUAUAACUUAGCUAGAUGAGGCCAGGAGUCGGUAUACUUCAAUAAAAAAAGAAGUUGAGCCAGAGGCUGAUUCUACAUUCUCAGCAAAGGCAAGAAGAUUUUUGCACGUUUGAUCAAGUAGCUGAAUCUGGGUAGCGUUGUAGAGUGACGUCCUUGAAUGAAAGAGGGGAACACAGUUUGCUUACUAAGGAAGCAGGUGAGUGGGGGAAAAUUGGGCUAGCUAGGGCGAACAUCCGGUUCUAACAAGAGAAUCGCUAUUAGGAAACAUAUAAACUUUUUUCGAGAACGUAUUUGAGUCCAGGAGGGAGUUGAUUUCUAGGUCACAUCAAGCAAGGCAUUUCGGAGAUAGGAAAGUGUUAAGAGGAACCAAAAGUUGCCGUUUGUAAAACGGAAAAUCAAGGAACUGUGGUGGGUAUCUUAUACAUAAACAGUAAGGAUUGAAAUAAUAUUCAACGUCAACCAAUUCAAUAUGAAUAAUGCGCUGUAGAUAGAAAAGAGAAUGAUGGGUAUAUUUCGCCUAGCUUUCUAUUGAUAUGCCGCGCUCUAGUUCUGCUUCUAGUGCUUGGGCCAGCUCAUCGUUAUUAUCAUUACAGUCAAGUUGCAGUCGGUCGGUCGUCGCUUCAGAA
Blastomyces gilchristii SLH14081 is the source of this 3464-nucleotide messenger RNA. RefSeq lists its product as uncharacterized. NCBI's taxonomy places the organism in Eukaryota, Fungi, Ascomycota, Eurotiomycetes, Onygenales, Ajellomycetaceae. The record is from RefSeq and is a predicted model, not a curated record. Bases 681 to 1655 code for a protein of 324 amino acids. Gene Ontology annotation, cellular component: plasma membrane; cell cortex of cell tip. The transcript has 2 exons. Gene Ontology annotation, biological process: fungal-type cell wall organization.